Messenger RNA from Pogonomyrmex barbatus (red harvester ant), 2297 nucleotides. It is a transcript of the gene Wat, whose product is annotated as worker-enriched antennal transcript. Lineage: Eukaryota; Metazoa; Arthropoda; Insecta; Hymenoptera; Formicidae. The record is from RefSeq and is a predicted model, not a curated record.
CAAACGGUCCUCUACUGCCAAGACGGGCAGCAGCUGUGAGAGUUCUUCUUCAAUCACCUAGAAUCUCCGCGCCGCCGCUACCACACAGGAAAUCUGCCUCCGCUACCUCUGGACGAUCCGCAUCGUAGUAGGCGUUUCUUCCGGAGCCCCCUACCAUCCGCGAGCCCGCGAGCCUCCGAGAACGUACCCCCGCGUGGCAGGUGGCAGGCACACCACCGUUGCGCGGUGUUCCUAGACUCGCCGCUUAACGAGAGUGCAACUGCAGUUGGCGGCCGACCUGUGUGCACGGCUCACGGGGAAACGCGGAGAACGUGCUCGUUCCGACUCGCCGCAGUUUCGGGAGAGACCCAGAAAGAGAGAUGAGAAUCAUAAUUCUAGUCGCAUUCGUCAUGGCCAUCCUGACGAGCGUCACGGCGCAAGACUUCAGGCAUUUCUUCGCGGGAUUUGGUCCUUACGGAAGUCUUCGAACCUCGGUACUGAGGGAUGCGAGAUCGAAUAGAGGUCCGGUGUUAUUCCCACCUGGGCCGCCACCCAAUGCAGCUGACACCAGCGGCGUCAUCGUAGGCGCGAGCGGAUAUGGAUUUGUGCCACCCAGCGCAGGAUAUUUCACCUACUUCUAUUACUAAAGAUUCGGUAACCGAGGGACUGAAAAGAAGAUGACAACUCGAAGAAAAUGGAGGUCAAGGAUGUUUCGGACAGUUACGGUUCGCAGACUUCAACUAGAAUUUGUGGAUGUAGAUGAAACGUUACGUGGCAGUGCGUGUCCGUCGAAGGAAAGAUGAGUCUGAAAUGGUUCUUUUUCUUUAUAUUUAACAAUGGUCUCUCCUCUAUGAUUGGCGGCGUGGGAGUACGCCUACUUCUCUCAUGAACUUUGCCAAAUUACGUAAGAUUCGCAGGAUAAAAGAGAGCUUUAUUAGAGCGACGUACAAAUACGUGCGAUUACACGAUAAGCAGAGCUUCUUUUUCUCAUCAGAAGAUAUCAAGUUUCCUCCCAAAGAUCGUAUACAAAAUAUUUUAACGCAAGAGGUGAAAGUUUUAGCGAAAUAGCGCAAUAAACGAGACUUGUGUUCUCUUAUCUCCUCCGGAUUAAGGAUCAUUCGAGAUGCAUCUUUAAGACCCUAAUGUCAACGAGAUCAAUAAUUAGCAGCGAAAUAUAUCGGCCAUAUCGAAAUUGAUAUUACGGCACUUAGUUUUAGUCUCGAUACCGAUACCGAACACGGUAAUCCCGAGCAUAAUAAUACGAGCAACGAGAACGUCCGUUAGCCGCGUAAUGAAGUCUACGAAAGUACAAGUCGUAUUUUAUGGUGCAUUACUACGGGUAUUCGCGCCUCCGCGUGGCGGUAACGCUCAGGCGUGUAUAAUUAGUAACAGCCGGAAAACACCGUGCUCUCUUGAUAGUGCGAUCCUAGAACAAAGCGAGCGGGACUUGAAUAGCUUCGUGCCUUACAGUCGAGAUAUAUCCGCUUAUGAAACAAGACCAGGUAAGAUAGAGGUGAGUCCGGCGCGAGCAUCGCUGGAUCCACUGAGAAUGAUUAAGAGACAUGAUUAAGAGCGAUUCGUGCCGACCAGUAAGUUAUUUAUUGCGACGCGAUGGCGAUUUAAUUAAGUAUUAAGUAACCGUUUUCGGGCGAACAGUCUUUGCCCGAUCCAGGCCGAUCCGCGUUGAAAUUGUACGCUCCGUGUAAUCAGUGCGACUCGAACAUAAGUAAUAUUUAUAUGUAAAUGUGAUAGAGAAAGAGUAAGGAAAUGAUACGGGGUCACGAAUCAAUGGCGGGGUGCCGCCACCGCUUUCAUUUCCAUGCAAUUCGGUCAUGGUUCUUUAAAAGCAAAAGAGAUAUAUGUUCCACGUUGGUGCAUUAAUACCCGGCUUCCCAGCCAAUUUGUUCCGCACGCGCCCGGUUUUAAUCGCACGGUGGCGAAAAAUACGCAAGUCCACAGCUUCAUUGAUCCGUGGCCGAAAAACAUCCACAUUCUGGUUAAUUGACUUGCCCUUACGUAAUUUUCGUGGACGCAUGGUCUUAGAAUAUUUUUGUAAGUUUUUAUAUACAUCUAUAAGGAGUGUGUAAAUAUUAUAUAAUUUACAGAAAUAUAAAAUAAAAUCAUAUCAAAUAAUGUCUAUAAAUCACGUUCACUAAAAAUUUAUGUCUAUGAAAAUUAUAUAGCUUUAAUUUGUCAGUUAGCUUAAUUCGUCAAGUUAAUAAUAGUUAAUCAAUUAAGUAAUUUAGUGGAAAACCAAACAUAUUAAGAAAUAUUUCAAAGAUGAAUCAUGCAAUGUAUAAUUAAAUUUUUUAUAAAAA